UUAGAUAAAAAUUUGCCUUAUUUGUUGGAAGAUUUCAAUAUUUAACGAGAGACGCUUGAAAUUAUCCUUCUCCGCCCGCAAUUUUCAUUUCAUUGUGGUCAGAAUGCUUAACCUUGAUUUUUCUUGUUUAAGCUCUGUCAUUCAUUUCCUUCAAGACCCAAAAACGCAGUAGUUCUUAAUUCUCUCUCUACCCCCCCCCCCCCUUUUUUUUUUUUCUGGGAGGGGCAGUGUUUGGGGGUUAAGAGAAAUUUAGUCCUGAAUUUAUCUAUUUUUUCUGUCAUAUACUCUGGUCUUUAGUGGAAAAAAUUGGAUCUUGAAUUGUACUUUAUUCUCAUUUGUUGUCUUGAAUUUGUUUAACUCAUCCAACACUUGCGAAAUGGCAUCUCAAUUCGGAUUGUUAAGCCAAUAUGGAGUAGUAGGGGUAAACAUUCGUCAUCCUCUCUAGGAGGUAUAAUAGGUGAAUGACAUUAUUUUUGGUAUUCUAUUGAGUAAGGCGUUGCAUUUGAGGCUGGACUAAUUUCCACGAGAGAGAGGAAGCAAAGCAGUCUCUAGAAACAACAGGUUGGGAAAGCACUUCUUCCACUUUUGGAGUGACACAGAAAGAGGGAUUAGCAUUAUUCACCUAAUAAUGAUAACCCAUUAAUACCUUCCUCGUUGGGGCUCUGCUCAAUAACAAAACGCUAACAAGCCCACUGGUAUCUUCUUUCAUCCUCCCCAGCCUGGGCUUUGAUUUUCUUACACACCCCUUAUCUAAUAAUUUGGAAGAUUUUCUUCUUUGGCAUUUCAUUUCUUGGAAAUGGACUACUUUUCUGUCUACUUAAUGGUUGUUACUUGACUAUCUGCAUUAAGAUUUUACUUGAAACGGUCAUUCUGUUUCACAGGUUAUACUGGAGCAUAUCAUAAGGACUGACUGUGGUUCUGUGUCAGUUAUAGUUUAUGGAGACCAAGAGAAGCCAGCACUGAUCACUUAUCCUGAUCUAGCUCUAAAUCAUAUGUCAUGUUUCCAAGGACUGUUCUUCUGUCCGGAAGCAGCUUCUCUGCUGCUCCACAAUUUUUGCAUUUACCACAUUAGUCCUCCUGGGCAUGAGUUGGGAGCUGCAGCAAUUUGUUCAGAGAAUCCUGUACCAUCUGUGGAUGCUUUAACGGAUCAGAUAGUUGAGGUUCUUAACUACUUUGGGCUUGGAGCUGUGAUGUGUAUGGGAGUAAUUGCUGGUGCUUACAUACUCAGCUUAUUUGCUAUAAAGCAUAGGGAGCGUGUUCUUGGUUUGAUUCUUGUUUCCCCUCUAUGCAGAGCACCUUCUUGGACUGAAUGGUUUUACAAUAAGGUCAUGUCAAAUUUACUAUACUUCUACGGGAUGUGUGGUGUUCUGAAAGAGUUUUUGCUGCACCGCUACUUCAGCAAGGAAGUUCGUGGAUCUCCAGAUGUUCCGGAAUCAGAUAUAGUUCAAGCAUGCAGAAGAUUGCUAGAUGAGAGGCAGAGCAUGAAUAUAUGGCGUUUUCUUCAAGCCAUUGAUGGGAGACCUGAUAUCACGGAUGGAUUGAAAACACUAAAAUGUCGAACCCUCAUAUUUGUCGGGGAUGAUUCUCCUUUCCAUUCAGAGGCUCUCCACAUGACUGCUAAAUUAGAUCGAAGAUUCAGUGCCCUAGUUGAGGUACAAGUGUGUGGAUCAAUGGUGACAGAAGAGCAGCCACAUGCUAUGUUAAUACCAAUGGAGUAUUUCCUCAUGGGGUAUGGACUAUACAGACCAAAUCAGUUCAGUGGCAGUCCUAGAAGUCCUCUCACUCCAUCUUGCAUUGCUCCUGAGCUUCUCUCUCCAGAAAGCAUGGGUUUAAAACUCAAACCUAUCAAGACUCGGAUUGCACAAAAAUAAUAUUACUUGAUUCUGUGUAAACUAUGUAAAAUGUAUUUCAUUUCUGGUUAGUUUUUUUUUUUUUUAGGGGGGGGUGGGGGGGUAUAGUUAAGGUAGAAAGGUUAGAUAUAUGGGUUGUAGAUAGGAAAGUGAAAUUCUUUAAUGGACAUAGGGGAGGGAGAUAUUCAUUGUAGGCAGGAAUGAAAAGGUCAUAAAACAUAUUGCAAUUCUGAGUUGUAUUUGUAAAAAGAGAUACUUGUCCAUGAUCAUGAUGAAUGACUAAUAAGACAGCAAAUUAAUAUUUUUUUUGA
Nicotiana attenuata is the source of this 2161-nucleotide messenger RNA. RefSeq names its product pollen-specific protein SF21-like. The coding region runs from base 993 to 1871 and encodes 292 amino acids. The record is from RefSeq and is a predicted model, not a curated record. Lineage: Eukaryota; Viridiplantae; Streptophyta; Magnoliopsida; Solanales; Solanaceae. The transcript is spliced from 11 exons.